CCGUUUCAGCUCCUCAGCUUCCAGUCAGAGGGAGAAAGGGGAGGGGGGUGUAUAUAAGAGUGGUAGGUGGGAGUGGGGUCUGACCGCAAAGUGUCUACUGUUUAAAAGAAAGGGACUUCUCCCUCCCUCCCUCUCUCUCUCUCUUUCACUCAUUCCCUCUCUCAGCAUCAGCAGACAUACACAGGCUGGAUGGAGCACUCUCACUGAGAGCAGAGAGACAAGAGGGAAUGACAGGACUGUCAUCUGUCUAAAGAAAAUUAAAAAGCACUUCAAGAGUUCCUGAUGUUUUUAACCAUUCCUUUUGCAACACGUCGCAGUUCCCUAGACGGAAGGACAUCUCUGAGCCUGUGAAGGAGGGUUGGUCUCACUAAGGAUUAAACCCACAUUUCCAGUAUCUUCAGACAGUUUGAGCAAUCACGCCAGUAAGAAGAGUCAAAUCAUCAUGGGGAUGCGAGGCCUGCUACUGGCCUGUGUGGCAGUAGCCAUGCUAGUUCAUCUCUCUAGUGCUGGCCUGGUGAAAAGAGUAAUUAGACACAGAAGAGAAUCGCUGUCACCAACCACUGAGAACUUGACCCUCCCGAGUCCAGAUCAGCCUGUGGUUUUUAACCAUGUAUACAACAUCAAUGUUCCUUCUGGAUCCCUGUGCUCUGUGGACUUGGAUUCACCUGGAACAACACCAGUGAAGCCAAAACCGGCCAAUCUGCAAUCCGACCAACACAUAGAGCACACCACGGAUGGAGAGAAUCAGAUUGUUUUUACGCAUAGGAUUAACAUUCCCAAGCAAGCUUGCGGUUGUGAUAACCACAUGCCUGACCUGAAGGAUCUUCUGAAUAGGCUGGAAAUGCUGGAGGCAGAGGUAUCCAGUCUAAGAGAGCAGUGCACCAGUGGAACAGGCUGCUGUGGUGCUCAGGUUACAGCAGGUGAAGUCACAACCAAGCCCUACUGCAGUGGCCGUGGCAACUACAGCACCGAGACCUGCAGCUGUGUGUGUGAGCCUGGUUGGAAGGGAGUCAACUGCUCCGAGCCAGAAUGCCCAAACUUUUGCCAGGAUCAAGGCCGUUGUGAAGAUGGCAAGUGUGUCUGCUUCGAGGGCUUCGGCGGUGACGACUGCAGCAUCGAGCUGUGCCCUGUGGACUGUGGUGAGAAUGGAGAGUGCAUCGAUGGGGCUUGCCUAUGCACAGAAGGCUUCAUCGGCGAGGACUGCAGCUUGACCAACUGCCUAAACAACUGCCUCGGCAGGGGGCGCUGUGUGGAUGACGAAUGUGUAUGUGACGAGCCUUGGACGGGCUUUGACUGCUCCGAGCUCAUCUGUCCCAACGACUGCUACGACCGUGGCCGCUGUGACAAUGGAACCUGCUAUUGCGAAGAGGGCUUUACUGGGGAGGACUGUGGGGAGCUUACCUGCCCCAAAAACUGCAACCACCAUGGCAGGUGUGUCAAUGGACAAUGCGUCUGCAACAUUGGCUACAGCGGAGAUGACUGCUCCAAGCUUACCUGCCUGAAUGAUUGCAAUGAGAGAGGUCACUGCUUCAACGGAAAGUGCAUAUGUGAUCCCGGGUUCGAGGGUGAGGACUGUAGCAUUCUUUCCUGUCCUGACAACUGCAAUGACAGGGGACAGUGCGUCAACGGUGAGUGUAUUUGUGAUGUUGGAUAUGAAGGUGAUGACUGCUCUGAGCUUUCCUGCCUCAAUAACUGCCACAAUCGUGGCCGAUGUGUCAACGGGAAAUGCAUUUGCAAAACUGGCUUUGCUGGAGAAGACUGCAGCAUCAAGACCUGUCCCCAUGACUGCCAUGGACACGGAGAGUGUGUAGAUGGCAAAUGCGUUUGCCAUGAUGGCUUCGGUGGAGAACACUGUGGUAUCAAGACCUGUCCCCAUCACUGCCAUGGACGUGGACAGUGUGUGGACGGCAAGUGCGUUUGCCACCAUGGCUUUGCCGGAGAAGACUGCAGCAUCAAGACCUGUCCUCAUCACUGCCAUGGACGUGGACAAUGUGUAGAUGGCAAGUGCAUUUGCCAUGAGGGUUUUACUGGAGAAGAUUGCAGCAUCAAAACUUGUCCCAAUGACUGCCUUGAACGUGGAAAGUGUGUAGAUGGGAAGUGCAUAUGCCAUGAAGGUUUUGCUGGAGAAGACUGCAGCAUCAAAACUUGUCCCAAUGACUGCCAUGAGCGUGGAAAGUGUGUAGAUGGGAAGUGCGUUUGCCAUGAAGGUUUUGCUGGAGAAGACUGCAGCAUCAAAACCUGUCCCAAUGACUGCCAUGAGCGUGGACAGUGCGUAGAUGGGAAGUGCGUUUGCCAUGAAGGUUUUGCUGGAGAAGACUGCAGCAUCAAAACCUGUCCCAAUGACUGUCAUGAGCGUGGACACUGCAUAGAUGGGAAGUGCAUUUGUCAUGAAGGUUUUGCUGGAGAAGACUGCAGCAUCAAAACCUGUCCCAAUGACUGUCAUGAGCGUGGACAGUGCGUAGAUGGGAAGUGCGUUUGCAAUGAAGGUUUUGCUGGAGAAGACUGCAGCGUCAAAACCUGUCCCAAUCACUGCCAUGAGCGUGGACAGUGUGUAGACGGCAAGUGCAUUUGCCAUGAAGGUUUUGCUGGAGAAGACUGCAGCAUCAAGACCUGUCCCAAUGACUGCCAUGAGCAUGGACAGUGUGUAGACGGCAAGUGCGUUUGCCAUGCUGGUUUUACAGGCCAUGACUGCAGUGAGCUGACUUGCCCCAGUGACUGCCAUAACCGAGGACGUUGUGUAAAUGGUCAGUGUGAAUGCGAAAGUGGGUUCACUGGGGAGGACUGUGGUACAAAGACAUGUCCCAACAACUGUCUGGACCGUGGCUACUGUGAAGAUGGAAAGUGUGUCUGCUUUGAGGGGUACACCGGUGAGGACUGCUCUGUUCUGACCUGCCCAGAAAACUGCAAUGACCAAGGCCAGUGUCUGAAUGGAAUAUGCAUAUGUGAUUUAGGCUUCACUGGCGACGACUGCUCUGAAAUCUCCCCACCCAGAGACCUGACUGUGACUGAGGUCGAUCCAGAAACAGUGGACCUUGCCUGGGUCAAUGAGAUGCUUGUGACGGAGUAUCUUAUCACAUAUGCACCUACGGCUCCUGGCGGUUUGGAGAUGGAAAUGAGAGUCUCUGGAGAAAAGAAGACAGCCACUAUUAGAGAGCUUGAGCCUGGCAUAGAGUACCUAAUCAGUGUUUUUGCUGUCCUGAACAGCAAGAUGAGUGUCCCUGUCAGUGCUAGAAUAGCCACACAUCUUCCUGAACCCGAGGGUCUGAAAUUCAAAUCGGUUAAAGAGACCUCAGUGGAGGUUGAGUGGGACCCCUUGAACGUCCCAUUUGAUGGCUGGAACCUCAUCUUCAGAAACACAAAAGAAGAGGAUGGAGCAAUUUUGAACUCUCUCACCCCUCCUGAGACCACCUUUGAGCAGUCUGGCCUUGGACCUGGACAAGAGUAUGAAGUCAAGCUUGAGGUCAUAAAGAACAACACCCGUGGACCCCCAGCCAGCAAGAACGUUGUCACAAUGAUUGAUGCUCCCAGCCAGGUGGAUGUGCGUGAUGUGACAGACUCAACAGCCCUUAUCACCUGGUUUCAGCCUGUAGCUCAGGUGGACGGGAUCUCAAUGUCCUAUGGCCCAAACACAGAUUCCACAGACAGGAAAACAAUUGAGCUUUCCUCUAUGGAUACACAGUACCAUCUGGCUGAGCUGUAUCCUGACACAGAGUAUGAAGUCUCUCUCAUGGCCCGCAGGGGAGAGAUGACCAGCUUUCCAGUCUAUGAGACCUUCACAACAGACCUCGAUGCCCCCAAGCACCUCAAGGCAGUUGAACAGACAGAUGAGAGCAUAACUUUGGAGUGGAAAAACAGCAAAUCCAAUGUCCUCAGCUACCGCGUCAAAUACGGCCCACUUUCUGGAGGGGAACACGGAGAACUGGUCUUCCCAAGCGGCCUGCAAGACACUACUCAUGCUAAAAUCACUGGCCUUCGGCCUGGGACGGAGUAUGGAAUGGGAGUGACGUCAAUCAAGGAAGAGCGUGAGAGUUUGCCUGCGACGACCAAUGCUGUGACUGAUCUUGAUGCCCCCAAAGACCUUAGAGUAAGUGAGACCAUGGAGACCACACUGGCACUGGCUUGGAAGAGGCCGGUUGCCAAAAUCGACACCUAUGAGCUUGUUUUUACAUCUCCGGAUGGCACAGAAACUAAACUGGAGGUACCUGGCACUGCCAACAUCUACAUUCUGACUGACCUGAUUCCCGGCACGCUGUACACCAUCAGCCUGACUGCCAAGAGAGGAAGAAAGAUGAGUGCGCCAGCCACCCUGUCAGCAUCCACAGAUGAAGAGAAGCCUCAGGUGGGCAACAUCACCAUCUCUGAUGUGUCCUGGGACAGCUUCAGUGUGUCCUGGGAGCUGGACAGAGGAGAGGUUGAGGGCUUUCUGGUUGAAGUGUCUGACCCAGAUGGCUUAUCUGAUGGCCAGAACCAUACACUAUCCAGCCAGGAGUUCAGCCUGGCUGUCACUGACCUCUCCCCUAGUACUUUCUACAGGGUCACACUGUAUGGGCUGUACAAGGGAGAGCUCUUAGAUCCUGUCUUUGCUGAAGCCAUCACAGAAGCUGAACCUGAAGUGGAGCAUCUUUCAGUCUCGGACAUCACCCCGCACAGCUUUAAACUGACAUGGACAGCACCAGAGGGCAUCUUCGAUACAUUCACUAUUAAAGUCAGCGAAUCUAAAGGACCGACCCAACCUGUCCAUAUCAUUGUACCUGGAAACAAGCGAACGGAAGAAGUGAGACUUCUCCGUGAAGAUACCGAGUAUGAAAUCGAAGUCUUUGGAAUCAUUUUGGGACGGAAAUUCCAGCCCAUUUUGGCUGUAGCUCGAACAGGUCUGGGAUCACCCAAGGGGAUACGCUUUUCUGAUGUGACGGAUACGUCAGCUACUGUUCACUGGAUUUUGCCCCCUAACCGUGUAGACAGCUACCGGGUCAUCUAUGUGCCCGUUCAAGGUGGCAGCCCUAUUACGCUGAGAGUAGAUGGAGGAGAGUCUCAAGCCAUGCUGCCUAAUCUAACCCCUGGAGUGACCUACCAGGUCACUGUCAUCGCUGUGAGGGGCCUGGAGGAGAGUGACCCAGGAUCUGAUAGAUUCACCACAGCCCUGGAUAAGCCACGAGGUCUGACAGCAGUCAACAUCACAGACACUGAAGCUCUGCUGCUGUGGCAGCCAUCCAUCGCUACUGUGGACGGAUAUGUCAUCACUUAUAGCGCAGACAGUGUGGCUCCAGUGAUGGAACGGGUGUCUGGGAACACUGUGGAGUUUGAGAUGAGCUCCCUCACACCUGCCACCUUAUACACCGUUAAAGUCUACGCUGUCAGAGAGGCAGCCAAGAGCGCUGCAACCACCACAGAGUUCACCACAGAUGUUGAUGCCCCUCAGAAUCUGGCUGCCAGUAAUAUUCAAACAGAAAGUGCCAUGUUGACAUGGACGCCACCAAGAGCAGACAUCACUGGGUAUAUCCUCAGCUUUGAAUCCGCUGAUGGCGUUGUCAAGGAGGUCGUCCUCAGCCCCACGGCAACAUUUUACAGCAUGUCUCAACUGACUUCCUCCACAGAAUACACGGUUAAACUGCAGGCCAUCGCUGGGCCAAAGAGAAGCAGAAUCAUCUCUACAGUCUUCACCACCAUUGGAGUUCUGUACAAGCAUCCUAAAGACUGCUCGCAGACUCUGUUAAAUGGAGAAACAACCUCAGGCUUGUACACUAUUUACCUGCGUGGAGAUGAGAAUCAGCCUCUGCAGGUCUAUUGUGAUAUGACCACUGAUGGAGGCGGCUGGAUUGUUUUUGUGAGACGGCAGAGCGGUAAAGUGGAGUUUUUCAGAAAUUGGAAGAACUACACUGCAGGCUUCGGUGACCUGAACGAUGAAUUCUGGUUGGGUCUCUCUAACCUCCAUAAGAUCACCUCCUCUGGGCAGUAUGAGCUGCGUGUGGACCUGAGAGAUAAGGGCGAGUCUGCAUAUGCGCAGUAUGACAAGUUUUCAGUCUCUGAACCACGCAGUCGUUACAAAGUGCAUGUUGGAGGAUACAGUGGCACUGCAGGUGACUCAAUGACCUAUCACCACGGCCGUCCCUUCUCAACCUACGAUAACGACCACGAUAUAGCUGUCACCAACUGUGCUUUGUCUUAUAAGGGAGCUUUCUGGUAUAAAAACUGCCAUCGAGUGAAUAUAAUGGGCCGAUAUGGAGACAACAGUCAUAGCAAGGGUGUAAACUGGUUCCACUGGAAGGGUCAUGAGCACUCCAUCGAGUUUGCAGAGAUGAAGAUGAGGCCCACCAACUUCAGGAAUUUUGAGGGAAGGAGAAAGCGAUCGUAAACCAGUGUGCUCCAGCUCGAACCAACCAACCCUCCUCUGCUGACCCUUCGCCCCCUGUUUCUCCUGCAUCAUCUCAUCCCCUUCAUCUACCAAAGCCACUGCCAGGGGCCCAGCCUGCUCUUUACCCUCUCCUAUUCAUGGAGAAGAAGUACAAAAAAGUUUUCACCCCCCAUUCAAAGCUAUAGUCCAUACACAGUUGUGUGUGUACCACUUCUGUGCACGUCAAUCUGACAGUAUACCAAUAGACUCAUAGUGAAGUGUUUAACAUUACACACUGUGCCUGUACAUCAUAAGCACACCAAAGACAGACGCUCCAGUAACAUCUAUAAAAUACAAUGCCGACGGAGAGGAGGUUUUGAGUUUGGCUUGGUGCUUUCCAGUUUAAAAAAUAAUGACAUUAUUCUUUCUGUAUAUCCCAUACAGUUACAGUGGAGAGAGCUGAAUGUUUGUGUGUGGUGUUUUUACAUUAAUUAGCCUCAAGAAUACUUUAUCCUUCUCAAUUAGGAUGAGAAGUCUAAUGGCACAUGAUUGAAACUCAGCAUUUCAUAUGCAGGACUGCAUAAAAAUACCUAGUGGUGAGGCUCACAGAUUUUUUUCAUCUCUUUCUAGUCUGUCUGUGACAAAUCUAAGUACCCACGCUCUCUGUUUUCGCUCUCCCACAACUCAUCAGCGCAUUCAUCAGUUCUAAAGUUCUGGAACCGGUUCAUACGCGGUACUGCUAAGUGUUCAUUUAUAUGCACCUUUCGUCGUGUUUCCUGUACCCUAUAACUAUAUUGGCAUUGAGUCACAGAGCAUAAGAAUCUUGAUUUGUUGCUUGUUAUCCUCUAAAAAAGAUUUAAAUGAAGCAAAAGUUAAGGCAGGACCUAUGUUAAAUCAUUGGUUUAAGUGAUACUGUUUACCAGUUAUGAGCUUGUAUAAUGUUCAAGAUUCAUAAAGGAAAAGUAAUGGUGAGGUUAUUGGAAUUAUUGUAAACAUAGCCUCAUAAGAAAGUUCUGUUGGCAAAAAGAAUUAAUAUACAGAAUAAGUCUAAGUGUUCGCCCCUACCCUGCUAUCGACUAAACCACUGACUCUAUACAGUACCUGUGUAAAUUAUGUCUCGUUUUGGUAUUUGAAUAUUUUUGUUUGUUCGUUUGUUUGUUUGUUUAUUAAAUGGGUGUACAACAGGUGUCUCUUUGUAACCCCUCUUACAAUAAAACAGAU
Molecule: messenger RNA, 7552 nt
Organism: Labeo rohita (rohu)
Lineage: Eukaryota; Metazoa; Chordata; Actinopteri; Cypriniformes; Cyprinidae
Gene: tncb
Product: tenascin Cb
Exons: 23
Coding region: 443-6352 (1969 amino acids)
Molecular function (GO): protein binding
Source: RefSeq, a predicted model, not a curated record